AUGAGCUUUCGAAACGUCGUGAAAGAUGGAUGGCAUCCAAAAGGACGGGAUGGAGGAAAAGAAUCUUGGAGGGGUGACUUCAAGGGCAUCAAUCAAGUGGCUGGCUGGAUGGGAAAAGGCAAAGAUGGCAAGGCAGGCGAAUCUUCCCAACAGCAUGUAUCCCGCCCUCUGUCAACGCUCAAAGAUCCGUCCUCCUUCGGUCCUCCUCCAAAGAAUGUUAACUACCACGGUGGUGCUGCUUUGCCCAACGAGAUCACACCUCACCGAGACGGCUGGGGCGCACCCUUGACCCAGGAUCAAAUACAUGAGGCAAGUCUUGCUGCCAGCCGUCCAGCCGAAGAGGAGGUGCAGGAGCAGGUAACACCAGCUGGGCCUCCUUUGCCAUACCGCGCGGACCGGACAGGUCUGAGGACUGAUCAUUUACCUCCACCGCCGACCGCUCGUCGCGAUAUCAAUACAAGUCCAGCGCCUCCCAAUGGGGCGCAACAGCCACCCAAACCGAAACCAGGUCUUCCUCCUAGGCUACCAUCACGACAAAACACUGCCAGUAGCGUUGCUGGGCUCCCAGUAUCCUCGCCUCCUCCCGCCUACGAAACUCUGCCCGCCAAACAACCCAGUCCACAGCCAAGUUCGCAUUUUGGAAUCAAUCAAGCUGCUGUCAAUCGACUGGGGGAUGCGGGAGUCUCAGUCCCAGGGCUUGGGAUUGGAUCCCAAUCCACUUCCACCAACCCAUGGCAAAACGAACCAAGCCAGUCCACUAUUCCAAAGAGCCCGUCACCUAACCCUCCCCCUUCAACGGCCCCAGCGCUGAACCAACUUUCAGAGCUCCAAUCUCGCUUUUCCCGCAUGAACUCGACCACCCAACCACCCCCGCCUGUCCAGCAAUCUCAGUCCCAAGCCCAACCGCAGGGAACAAGCUGGGCCGAAAAGCAGGCGGCCCUACGUACUGCCUCCAACUUUCAAAAAGACCCGUCCUCCGUAAGCAUGUCAGAUGCCCGCUCCGCAGCCACUACUGCCAACUCGUUCCGCGAGCGGCACAAAGAGGACAUUUCGGCCGCGGGUCAGCGUGCCAAUCAAUUCAAUAGGAAAUACAAUGUGACGGGAAAGCUCAACAGCUUCCUCGAGAAACACAGCUCGCCAUCGUCCGAGACAACACCACAGAUUCCUCAGUAUCAGCAACAGCAACAAACGUCGACUCCGGUAGCCGUACACGAACCUCAUAAUUCCUCCGCUGUCGCGCCGGAACACAUUCAACCGCAACCACAGGUCCAACAGCAGAGCCCCGAACUCACAGCAUCGAUAUCAAGAAAACCGCCGCCGCCACCGCCGCCGCCGAAGAAACCAGCCAAUAUGCAAAGGAGUAUCAAUGGAACUGCUGGAAGCGCGGGUGCUGUAACAGGUGCGGUGUCCCCGCCACCGGUUCCAUUGGGGACGAAGCCAGGUUAUGCUUAA
Exophiala aquamarina CBS 119918 is the source of this 1452-nucleotide messenger RNA. RefSeq lists its product as uncharacterized. Lineage: Eukaryota; Fungi; Ascomycota; Eurotiomycetes; Chaetothyriales; Herpotrichiellaceae. Bases 1 to 1452 code for a protein of 483 amino acids. The record is from RefSeq and is a predicted model, not a curated record. The transcript is spliced from 2 exons.